AAUUCAACACGGUUGGAAGUCUACGUGGCAAAUCGAGUAGCACAAAUACAACGUAUUUCGAACGUUAAUAAUUGGAAGUAUGUUCCCACAAAGGAAAACCCAGCUGACUGCGCGUCCAGGGGUUUACUUCCAGAACAAUUAGUUCGUCACACGCUUUGGUGGAAAGGCCCACCUUGGCUCCAAAAUACUUCCGAUACAUGGCCAACUUUCCCCAAUGAAGUUUACUGUGAAGAAAUCAAUAACAAUUAUGCUGUAUCUUUCCACACAAAAACAACAAGUCUACAAUAUCCCGAAAUCACACUUAAAUACUCAAAACUGUCAACUAUGAUACGAGUGACGUCAUAUAUUCUACGAUUUUAUAACAACGUAAAACAAAAAUCCAAAGUAAGCAGAGAGAAUGGAUUUUUGAAAACUUCUGAGUUACAACGAGCAUUACAAUUACUCAUAAAACAAACACAGGCCGUGUGUUUUCAAGAAGAAAUUCGCUGCCUUACACAAGGAAUGAGGGUUCCUAACCAAAGCAGUAUUGCAAAAUUAUCACCGUUCUUAGAUGAAAAGAACAUUCUACGAGUUGGCGGUAGAUUGUCAAAUGCAUCUAUACCCUACAACACUAAACACCCGAUUUUGCUAUCGAAGCAAAAUCCUCUUUCUUUUCUUCUAUUUUCAGAAGCACAUAUGAAAACAUUUCAUGGUAGCCUCCAGCUAAUGCAGUCCUAUGUGUCUCGUGCCUACUGGGUUGUUUCUGCUAGAAACAUAGCAAAACGUGUCCAACGCCAGUGUGUCGUCUGCUUUAAGUAUAAAGCUCAAAUAUGUCAACAACUAAUGGGCAACCUGCCCUCUGUGCGUCUACACCCAACCAGGGCAUUUAAACAUAGUGGACUAGACUAUGCCGGCCCAAUUAAUAUAAAAACAUCGUCACUUAGGACAGCAUCAACCACAAAGGGCUACAUCUGUCUUUUUAUCUGCAUGUGUACCAAAGCGAUACACUUGGAAGCAGUGACAAGUCUAAACGUCGAUUCAUUUCUAGCCGCAUUCAGGCGCUUUAUCUCUCGAAGAGGUUUAUGCAGCGAUCUUUAUUCCGACUGUGGAACAAAUUUCGUGGGUGCCAACAAGGAACUUCAAGUCCUCUAUCAACGUAAUAAAUCGUCACUGCCCGAGCAUCUUGUAGAAACGCUCGCAAAUCAAGGCACUACCUGGCACUUCAUUCCCCCCGCUUCACCCCACUUCGGAGGUUUAUGGGAAGCAGGAGUGAAGUCAACAAAACAUCAUCUGCGCCGCAUAAUGAGAGACCGCAUACUUACCUACGAGGAACUCAGCACACUUUUGGCGCAAAUUGAAAGUUGCCUGAAUUCUAGGCCUUUAUGCCCACUGUCAGCAGACCCCGCUGACUCCGAUGCCCUCACACCGGCUCAUUUUCUAAUUGGUGAGGCCACCAAUUGCAUUCCCGAAGAAGACUUGCUUUCUGUGAGCAUUGACCGCUUGAGUAGAUGGAAUUGGUCGAACGCCUCAAGCAAAACUUUUGGGAUCGCUGGAAUAGAGAAUAUUUGUGUCGCCUUCAAUCACGUCCAAAAUGGAAUAAAAUGGAACGAAACAUCAGAGUAG
Molecule: messenger RNA, 1602 nt
Organism: Musca domestica (house fly)
Lineage: Eukaryota; Metazoa; Arthropoda; Insecta; Diptera; Muscidae
Exons: 1
Coding region: 325-1602 (425 amino acids)
Biological process (GO): DNA integration
Molecular function (GO): nucleic acid binding
Source: RefSeq, a predicted model, not a curated record